Molecule: messenger RNA, 1260 nt
Organism: Galendromus occidentalis (western predatory mite)
Lineage: Eukaryota; Metazoa; Arthropoda; Arachnida; Mesostigmata; Phytoseiidae
Gene: ND-39
Product: NADH:ubiquinone oxidoreductase subunit 39
Exons: 5
Coding region: 20-1189 (389 amino acids)
Cellular component (GO): mitochondrion
Molecular function (GO): protein-containing complex binding
Source: RefSeq, a predicted model, not a curated record
AGGGACCCAUAACAUUGAAAUGUCGUUGUGCGUCCGGAGCAAAUUUGCGCUCUUGGGCCCCCGGGCGGCCCCGCUGGGGGCCGUGUAUUCUGCGAGGAAUAAGGGUUCGAGCCUUGGCACAAAAGGAACUCGGUUGGAGCUCCUACGUAAGGGAACCGGGGGUCGCUCUUCCUUCAACGGGAUCAUCGCCACAAUUUUCGGUAGCAAUGGGUUCCUUGCCCGAUACGUGAUAAACGCUCUUGGACAGACUGGAGCUAUGAUGGUUUUACCGCACCGAUGCGAUCCCUACCUCAUGAUGCGGCUGAAAGUCGCCGGCGACCUCGGGCAGAUCCAGUUCCACUUCUUCGACUUGAGAGAUGAGAAGAGCAUCGCUGCGGCGAUGCAAUACUCCAAUGUGGUCAUCAAUCUGAUCGGGAAGGAUCAAGCUUCGGGAAACUUCAGUCUGGACGAUGUUCAUGUCAAGGGCGCUCGAUCGAUAGCCCGACUCGCCCGGGAAUCCGGCGUCGAGAAACUCAUUCAUUUUUCGGCGUUGAACGCGGCAGAAAAACCGGAAAAGCUGAUGUUCGCGCCUUCGAAGUUCUUCUCCACCAAGUGGGAGGGCGAACAGGUUGUUCGCGAGGAAUUCCCCGACGCCAUCGUUUUCAGACCCUCCGACAUGUACGGCCACGAAGAUCGUUUCGUCCGGUACUACUCUGGGCAGUGGCGAUGCAAUUACAGCGUUAUGCCUCUCUGGAAGGGCGGGAGGAAGAUCUAUAAAGCCCCAGUCUUCGUUGGCGACGUUGCUAGAGCAGUCGUCGAAGCUAUCAACCAGAAGGGAAACGAGGGGGAAACGUACCAAGCCGUCGGACCCAAGCUAUAUGAGCUUCGUUCGCUCAUGCGCUACAUUUCACAGCUUCUGGAGCGCGAGAUGCAUCUCUACGACUUGAGGUUCGACCCUCUCUUCAUGGCGAAGAUCUCCUACGCGGAAUUAUUCAAGAACCCAAAAAUGUCUUGGGAGCGAUUGAGGAGGGAGCACACGAGCGACACCAUCUAUGGUGAAAUCAAAACUAUCGAGGAUUUGGGGGUUCGAUUGACCGAAAUCGAAGACCGCUUCCCGUUCGAAUUCCAAUACUUCCGCGUCUAUCAGUUCGAGGAUCCACUCAGUUUCAGACCCAAUUUCGUCGAGCCACCCCCAGCUAUAAGAUAUUAGACUGUCGCAUACCUCUCGACUCGGAAAUGUGUUGCACAGCGGAAUGGUUAUAGAAUAAAGUUGAAUAAUGG